Phyllopteryx taeniolatus (common seadragon) is the source of this 3722-nucleotide messenger RNA. It is a transcript of the gene mafba, whose product is annotated as MAF bZIP transcription factor Ba. The transcript is spliced from 2 exons. NCBI's taxonomy places the organism in Eukaryota, Metazoa, Chordata, Actinopteri, Syngnathiformes, Syngnathidae. Gene Ontology annotation, biological process: regulation of transcription by RNA polymerase II. The record is from RefSeq and is a predicted model, not a curated record. Gene Ontology annotation, cellular component: nucleus. Gene Ontology annotation, molecular function: RNA polymerase II cis-regulatory region sequence-specific DNA binding; DNA-binding transcription factor activity, RNA polymerase II-specific. The coding region runs from base 568 to 1887 and encodes 439 amino acids.
GGCUCCAAGCGCAGUCUGCUGGAUACCAGAGUGGAGGGGAGAGAGAAAGAGGGCGAGAGAGGGAGAGUGGCGUCAAAUCUCUGCGGUGCAGAGCUGGAACAAAAGCUGCUUCUCUGUGAAAACCACACGCCCCGUUUCAUCGGCUCACCUGCUCCUUUUCUUUUUCUUCUUUUUUUUUCCUGGAGGAAAAAGAAAAAAAAAAAAAAGAAAAGGGAGGACUUACCACCAACAAGUUGCAACGAGGACUGGUGCGCGUCCCUGCGAGCAAAUUUGGCAUUUCUUUCCCGUUCUUCUUGACGUCUUUUUUUUUUUUUUGAAAGUUUUGUGAAUGCACAUCGACUGAAGGGGACUCCUCGCGCACCGAGGCCGCUCGCUUUCGUUCUACCUCCUGCCUGGUUGUCACUGCCACAGCAGAAGUCUACAUGAUGCAAACAGUGAGCAGAGAGCUCUAGUCUGAAAGUUGUUUUUUUUCCUUCCCCCCCCUCCUGUACUUUUUUUUUUUCUUUUGUUUUUGUUUUCGUUUUCUCAAGGUGUUUGACGCUCCAGCAAAUCAGUGCGCAGCGCCGGAUGAACCAACAGAACGAUUGCGUGAAAGAAGAAAGGCGAGAAGAGACGCUGAUUCCCAAGUCCGUUUUGGCGACGCUCGCAAGCUCCUUCGCGUACCUGCAAAAGAGUCGCGACGGCAGCAUGAGCGCAGAGCUCAGCAUGGGCCCGGAGCUACCCAGCAGCCCUCUGGCUCUGGAAUAUGUCAACGAUUUCGACCUGAUGAAGUUUGACGUCAAGAAGGAGGCUUUGGCCGGCCUGGAACGCGGAGGAGUGCGUCAGUGCAACCGCCUCCAACCGCAAGGCUCCGUGUCGUCCACGCCGAUCAGCACGCCCUGCAGCUCGGUGCCCUCGUCGCCCAGCUUCAGCCCCGCGGAGCAAAAGAACCACCUGGAGGAGUUGUACUGGGUGCCCGGCGGCGGCGGCGGCUACCACCAGCAGAUGGACCCCCAGACCCUCGGCCUGACCCCAGAGGACGCGGUGGAGGCCCUGAUCGGAGCCACGAGCCACGGCCACGCUGCGCCUCCGCACGUCCAGCAGCAGCAGCUGCAGCAGCAAGGCGCCUUCGAGGGCUUCAGGGGUCCGCAUCACCACCACGGCCACCACGGCCACCACGGCCACGGCCAGCAGCAGCAGCAACAGCAGCAGCAGCACCACCACCACCACCCGUACGCGGGCGCCAUGGGUCACCACGCCGAGGAGCUGCACGGCCACCCGCACGGCCAGCACCACCAUCACGGCGGCGGCGGCAGCGGUGGCGGCAACAGCCAGGACCCCGACAGCCCGUCCCCGGUGUCCCCGGAGGCCCACCACCACCACCACCGCCACCACCACCACCACCACCACCACCCGCACGGCCACCUGGGCCCGUCGGCGGCGGCGCACCACGGCUCGGCGGGCGGCGGCCUCAGCGUGGAGGAGCGCUUCUCCGACGACCAGCUGGUGUCCAUGUCGGUGCGGGAGCUCAACAGACACCUGCGCGGCUUCACCAAGGACGAGGUCAUCCGCCUCAAGCAGAAGCGCAGGACCUUGAAGAACCGCGGCUACGCGCAGUCGUGCAGGUUCAAGCGCGUGCAGCAGAAGCACGUGCUGGAGAACGAGAAGACGCAGCUGAUCAACCAGGUGGAGCAGCUCAAGGCGGAGAUCGGACGCCUGGCCAGAGAGAGGGACGCCUACAAACUCAAGUGCGAGAAACUUGCGGGCUCGGGUUCGGGGCCCAGCGGCGGCUUCCGCGAGGCGGGCUCCACCAGCGACAACCCCUCCUCGCCAGAGUUCUUCAUCCGUCCACUGAGGUGUCGCGCCAGCAUCUUUGUCCAUUCAAAUUCCUCGCGGAGAACAUUUUGAAAUUCCCUCCUGCAAGAAAACAAACAAACAAAAACAACAACAUCGCCCCUGAUGAACUUUGACCCUCUUUUGAGGCUCAAACAACUUUUACAACAGAAUCAAUGGUGUUCAAUGGUGGAACAGCAAAACGAGGCCUGGCGUCUGGACAACUCUCCAAAAAGAAAACAAACAGACACACAAAGAAAAAGAAGAAGAAGAAGAAGAAGAAGAAGAAGAAGCAAGACUCCACUUUAUGCAAAUCUGGGGAGGACAUUUUAUGCAACAUCUCAUUGAUUUAUUGCCUGCUUGGUUAUUAUAUUCCAGUAUAGAAACGAACAACAACAACAACAACAAAAAAACUCGCAUUAAAUAUUAAUCCUGCAUGCUGGACAUGUAUGGUAAUAAUUUCUAUUUUGUACUUUCAUCAUCUCGUGUAUAUUAAUAAGAGCAUGUUGUUGAUCUGCGCUUCUCUAUAUAGUUUUUUUGUUUUGUUUGUUUCUUUUUUUGGGGGGAAGGGGGGGGGGGUCGAGAUAUGCAGCGGGGACAGAACAGCAGGACUGCCUGUGCAGCAUCAUAUGCGUCAUAUGCCGAGUGGGUGGGGGGGGCUUAUUUGGGCUUGUAAAUAUUAUGCAACCGCAAAGUGCACAAGAUUGAGGAGGCUGGUUUGAACUUCUUUCUUUCUUGGUGUUUCUGUUUCUCAUUUAUUUUGAUGUUCAGUUAUCAUUUCUCAUUUGCGGGACUGAUUGAGAGAGGAGUGAAUUAUUCAUAUUUUUUUGUUGUUUUUGUUUUGUUUUUGUUCCAUGUUUGUCAGUUGAAUUUGUAGAGAGAAAGAAAAACAACAAACUUUGAGGCAAGUGCACUUUUGUAUGAUGAUUGAUGAUUUUUUUUGUUUUUGUUUUGUUAUUGUUGCAAGUUUUCAUUUUGACUUUUGCACAGACACCCCCCCCCCCCCCCCCACUCCCCCCAGGAAGACAAUAUGAUGCUUUAAUGACAUUUACGGGAGGUCAUGACGCAGUUUACAAAAUUACAAGUUAUCAGUUUUCUCACGAACAAACACACUCAGGGUGAAAAUUUGGACAGUCACUAAUAUUUCAAAUUUUCCGCGAUAUUUGUGCCCUCUCCUCCCAAAAUAUGAACGUGUGAUUUGGUUAAUUAUGACCGGGAAUCAAAACAAAUAUUCAUUUCGAUUGACAGCCACCUGCAGCAUCAUCAGCGCGUCAGUGAUUGAAAAUGAUAUUUUGAAUUGCAACAUAUUUCUUGUGAGAUGUUGUGAUGCAAAGUUUGUCAAUUAGCGCUGUGUUUUCCUGAAUUUUUUUGUUUUUUUUGGUUUUUUUUUUCUUCUGCAGGUCAGUGAAAAAAACGGGAUUCAGGUGGUGCAAAUGCUCAAAAUGAAAACAGUUGAUAUGUUACUACGUGUUGAUUUCACCUUUUUUUAUUAUUAUUUGAUGAUUCUGGUUCUGCUGGCCAGAUGCAUAGUUACAUAAAGUUUUUUUAUUUUAAUGAUUUAAAUUAACAGACUGUCAGAUCAUAUCGAAUAAGCAUGGUGCUUGCAUUUGAAACUAUUGUUGAAAAGUCAUGCAUUUUAUCAAUCUUUUUCCUUUUUGUUGAUUCAACUGUGUUGAAAUCGAACUGAAACUGCAGCAGCGGGUUGUUGUUUUGUUUUCAGCAUUUCCAUGUACUUUGUCAUGAUGGGGAUACAUUUUCAAUCCUGUUUAUAUGAAUAAUAGUUAAACAUUUAAAUUUGAACUGUUCCAUUCAGGCUGGUUUCUGUUUAUGUCUUAUUUUUUUUUGAGGAGGUUGUUUUCGGAAGAAAAUGUUUCCUAUUUUGCUUAUUAAAGUCAUUGAAAUGGCAAUAA